GCGCCAUGCCUGCCCAGAACGUGGCGAGCGGCAGCGAGCCGCCGGGAGCCGAGAUGGGGGAACAGGAGGUGGUGAUCACGCCGGCCAUGCUGGCCGAAGAGGAGCAACUGGAGGCGGCGGGGCUGGAGAAGGAGCGGCAGAUGCUGGAGAAGGCUCGCAGUACUUGGGACAGGGAGUCAAGUGAAAUGCGCUACAAGAGGCUUCAACACCUGCUUGAAAAAAGCAACAUUUAUUCCAAGUUCUUGCUAACUAAAAUGGAGCAGCAGCAACUGGAGGAACAAAAAAGGAAAGAGAAGUUAGAAAAAAAGAGGGAGAUGAUGUUAAAAUCUGCCAAGACUCAAAGUCCAGCUGAUGGAAAAGAAGAGAAAUCAGCUACAAAAAAGAAGAGAGGGAGAGAUGACGGAACAUACAACAUUUCAGAAAUUAUGUCCAAAGAGGAAAUCUUAUCAGUGGCAAAAAAAAGUAAAGUGGAAAAUCAGGAUGAAAGCUCUGCUGACAACCUGUGUCCAGAAGACCUGCAGAAAAAUGGGGACUCAAAUAGUGUCAUUAAGGAUAGGUUGUGUCAAGCUGUCCGACACAGUGCCAAGCAAUUCCUUGAUCCAGUGCGGAAAUUUAAUGGACAACCAGUGCCUUUUCAGCAGCCAAAGAUUUUUACUGGAGGUGUGAUGAGGUGGUAUCAAGUGGAAGGCAUGGAAUGGCUAAGGAUGCUUUGGGAAAAUGGUAUCAAUGGUAUUUUAGCUGAUGAGAUGGGGUUGGGAAAGACAAUCCAGUGCAUUGCAACAAUAGCUCUCAUGGUGGAGAGAGGAGUCCCUGGUCCCUUCUUAGUAUGUGGUCCUUUGUCCACGCUUCCAAAUUGGAUGUCUGAAUUCAAGAGAUUUACUCCAGAGAUUCCGCUCAUGCUGUAUCAUGGAGCUCAGCAGGAACGUCGUAAACUGGUUCGUAAAAUUCACGGGCGACAAGGAUCGCUGAAAAUCCAUCCUGUGGUCAUUACUUCUUUUGAAAUCGCAAUGCGGGACAGAAAUGCCUUGCAGAGCUGCUUCUGGAAGUAUCUGAUAGUAGAUGAAGGUCAUCGGAUUAAAAAUAUGAACUGUCGUCUUAUCAGAGAACUGAAACGGUUUAAUGCAGACAACAAACUGCUGUUGACUGGUACCCCCUUACAGAACAACUUGGCAGAGCUUUGGUCAUUGCUUAACUUCUUGUUGCCAGAUGUUUUUGAUGAUUUGAAAAGCUUUGAAUCGUGGUUUGAUAUCACCAGUAUUACAGAAACUGCUGAAGAUAUUAUUGCUAAAGAAAAGGAGCAAAACAUCUUGCAUAUGCUGCAUCAGAUUCUGACACCUUUUCUACUGAGAAGACUGAAAUCUGAUGUUGCUCUUGAGGUUCCUCCUAAACGAGAAGUUGUGGUGUAUGCACCCCUAGCAAAGAAGCAAGAAACGUUCUAUACUGCCAUUGUAAAUCGCACCAUUCGGAAUCUGCUUGGAAAUAAUGAGGAAGAAGUAGUUGAAUUGGGUCCAACAGGCCGACCAAAGCGCCGUAGUCGAAAACUGGUGGAUUAUUGUGAGGAACACAAUGGUUCACCUGAUGACUUGGAAAAGUUGAUCAACAGAACGCAAGAGGAAGUAGUAAAAGAGAGGCCAGUGAUAGAAGUGAGCAUGCCCAUGGAUUCAGAAGUGAACCUUAAACUACAGAAUAUUAUGAUGUUAUUGAGGAAAUGCUGUAAUCACCCCUAUCUUAUAGAAUACCCAUUGGACCCUGCUACACAACAAUUCAAGGUAUGUAUUUUAAAAAGAUUAAGAAGGAAAAUAUUCGGUGUCUUGAUGUUCUCACAAAUGACUAUGAUGCUUGACAUUUUGAUGGAUUACUGCUAUUUGAGAGGCUUUAAGUUUAGCCGAUUGGAUGGGUCUAUGUCCUAUGCAGACAGAGAAGAAAAUAUGCAUCAAUUUAAUAACGACCCUGAAGUAUUCCUGUUCUUAGUGAGUACGAGAGCUGGAGGUCUGGGCAUUAACUUAACUGCAGCAGAUACAGUUAUCAUAUACGAUAGCGACUGGAAUCCCCAGUCAGACUUGCAGGCCCAAGACAGGUGUCACAGAAUUGGCCAGACAAAACCAGUGGUUGUUUAUCGCCUGGUGACAGCAAAUACAAUUGACCAGAAGAUUGUGGAGAGAGCUGCUGCCAAAAGGAAGCUAGAGAAGCUGAUUAUCCACAAAAAUCAGUUUAAAGGUGGCAAAUCUGGUUUAGCACAAUCAAAGAGCUGCCUGGACCCUCAGGAAUUAAUAGAAUUGCUGAAAUCCAGAGACUAUGAGAGGGAGGUUAAGGGAUCUAAAGAAAAAGUAAUCAGUGAUAAAGAUCUUGAGUUACUCUUGGAUAGAAGCGAUCUUAUUGAUCAAAUGAAAACUUCUGAAACAAAUAAAAAGGAAAAAAUGGGUGUCUUCAAGGUCCUAGAAGAAUCACCAGGUUCCAAUGCAGAAUGUGUCUUUUAAAAGUGCAGGUGGCCUGUAGUCUUAUAGGGCAAACAUGUGACAUCUGUAAGAGGCCAGUUUCAGUCAUUACACGGACUGAUCCUUCACGCUAAUUCUUUAUGGCCAUUUUUCAAACCCCUCUGUUCUUUCAGUGACAUUUCUGCGUUCUAAGGUGUAACAUUUGAUAGGUUCAUGUUUGUAGUUUUGUUAGCCUAUGAUAAAGAAUUGAAAAGACAAGCAUUUCACGUUUUCAGUUAGCUUUUGUGUUCAGUGGUAAAAACUGGCCAAGUUGUGUAAAAUCUUCCUGUGGAAGUCCUAAAACACUUUUUUGUAUGGUGUUGAAUAUGAUUUUAUUGGGAAGGGAAAGAACAUGUUGCAAAGAACUGUUAGCUCUUGGUUCUUGUUGUUUUUUGUAAUUUCUGCAAAUUAUUUUGAUAAAUAAAUGUUUGGAUUGUC
This is a messenger RNA of Centrocercus urophasianus (Greater sage-grouse), 2912 nucleotides long. RefSeq names its product helicase, lymphoid specific (gene HELLS). The transcript has 22 exons. Gene Ontology annotation, molecular function: chromatin binding; ATP binding; ATP-dependent chromatin remodeler activity. The coding region runs from base 6 to 2477 and encodes 823 amino acids. The record is from RefSeq and is a predicted model, not a curated record. Lineage: Eukaryota; Metazoa; Chordata; Aves; Galliformes; Phasianidae. Gene Ontology annotation, biological process: lymphocyte proliferation; DNA methylation-dependent constitutive heterochromatin formation; negative regulation of gene expression via chromosomal CpG island methylation. Gene Ontology annotation, cellular component: nucleus; pericentric heterochromatin.